This is a messenger RNA of Haliotis rufescens (red abalone), 920 nucleotides long. RefSeq names its product protein DGCR6-like. Bases 133 to 747 code for a protein of 204 amino acids. The record is from RefSeq and is a predicted model, not a curated record. NCBI's taxonomy places the organism in Eukaryota, Metazoa, Mollusca, Gastropoda, Lepetellida, Haliotidae. The transcript is spliced from 6 exons.
UGAGUUUAAUUUUACUUAUUUCAGUACCAAGGAAAGAAAAAUAAGGUGUUGUUUUCGCCAGUCUGUGCUGUUUUCGCCAGUCUGUGCUGUUUUCGCUUGGUGACAUUUUGCUGAGGUUUUCUGCACUGACGUAUGUACGUGAAAUGCAGCACAAUGAAUGCUGGGGAUCCUCAGUCAAACGAUGAUCAGUCCCUCAAAGAGCAGCGCCAGAAGAAUCACUACCUCCUGAACAGUGAACUGCAGAGCAUGGCAAGAGAACUGCCCAUGAAGUUCCAGCAGCGUCUGCCCUACGACCUCCUGUCUGGCCUGGCCAAUGCCCUGCUGGACGGGACGGUGUUUGAGAUUGUCCGGAGCCUGGAGGAGGUGCAGCAUCUUGAGGAGAAGAGUCUCUUCAACCAGCGGUCAAAGCUCAACAGUGAACACAAGGCUCAGCGUCACGAGAUGCAGAAGAAGCACAAGGAGAUGAUCCAGUCAUGUCAGACCAAGCCCCACAACCUGCCACUGGUGCAGUCACAGAUAGAGCGGGAAUGGGAGACAAUGACCAAACGCUGUGACGAGGAGUUGAAGAAGAAGGACAUGAAGGUCAUUCUUGACCUUGACCAGAAGGUCAUGGACCAGCAGGUGAUGCUGGAGAAGGCUGGAGUCCCGGGAUUCUUUGUGACCAACAACAGGCAGGAGAUCCGCCUUCAGAUGUACCUCCUGGAGUUCAUUCUCCGACUGAGUCGCAUGAACAUGCCACUGUGUUGACCACUCUCCUACCAGGAGUUCCAUGCGGCUGACAGCCAGCCAGCGUAGUACACUCUCCUACCCAGAGUUCCAUGUGUCCGGCAGCCAGCCAGCCAGCAUAGUACACUCUCCUACCCAGAGUUCCAUGUGGCCGGCAGCCAGCCAGCAUGGUACACUCUCCUACCCAGAGUUCC